Leptomonas pyrrhocoris is the source of this 3216-nucleotide messenger RNA. RefSeq names its product major vault protein-like protein. The coding region runs from base 217 to 3216 and encodes 999 amino acids. Gene Ontology annotation, cellular component: cytoplasm; nucleus. Lineage: Eukaryota; Euglenozoa; Kinetoplastea; Trypanosomatida; Trypanosomatidae. The record is from RefSeq and is a predicted model, not a curated record. The transcript has a single exon.
AGAGUGCACCAACGAAAAGGGAUAGCGUUGCAUCGAGCAGCUGCUCCGCCUUUGCUUCUCUGUUCAUUCGUUUGAUAAAUCCACUUCGCAGCUGCCCGUGCAGUUGAUCCACACUCGUGGUGGCUCUCAGCGCCUUCAACUGCUGCCGAUCAGCAGCAACAGAGAAAGAAACUAUCGAAGAAGAAAAAGGCAACGAAUUAUUUUUUCGUCGUCGCCAUGACCUCUAUUCUAAAGUUGAUGCCGCAGGAGUACCUGCACGUAGAGGACACAAACACGUGCGACGUGCUCACCCUUGUCGGCCCCAUCACCUUCACCAUGUACGACCACCACCGCCGACUGCACCAAAGCCCCCUGCAGUUCAUCGUUGUUCCUCCAGGGCACUACAUCGAGGUACAGAACCCACUGCACCGGGUGCAGCAGCAGCAGCAGCAGCGUUCACACUCCUCCACAUCAUCCAACGCAGGCGCCGAGGGCAAGAGCAACGGCAACGCGACUCCGGUGUACUUGCUCCUGAGAAGCAACGCGACAAGCCCUACAGGGAUGGAGACUGUCAAAUACAGUCGCUGGAAGAGCCCCUAUGGCAGCAGCGAACUCCGCUUUGCCGAGGACUCGCCGUUUCCACUCCUACCCGACGAGGAAGCCGGCCACAUCUUGCCAAUGCCGCUGCUCUCCGCCAAUGAAGCGCUGGUGCUGGAGGCAAAAGAGGCGCUCGACACCGCCGACCCCGUCACCGGCGCGGUGCGACACCGGGAGCAGCAGGAACAGUACCUGUACCGCGGCCCCGGACUCUACCGCCCGCGCCUCGACGAAGAAGUCGUGCGUCGAAUUGAAGGAGAGUUUGUGUCUUCGAUGCAGGUGUGCUACCUGACGGCGCGGUGCGACUUCACCGACGAUGAGGGUGUGGCGCGGGUGGCGGGGGAGCGGUGGAGGCAGCAGGUGGAAGGGAUCUUCUUUCAUCACCCGGCGGUGGAGGUGGAGGUACGCGAGCUCUGCGUGGUGGCGGACACCGAGGCGGUGCAGUUCGAAUCCACCACCGCCUUCUACGAUGCGGAUUUGAAUCUGCAGCGGGAGGCAAUGCAGCCUUACGUCAUAACGCGCGCGCAGACGAAGGAGGGCGUCUACGUGCCGCGCAGCUUUGAGCGGCUUGUCUCGCGGCGGCGCCAAAUUCACCUGUCGCCGACGCAGUACUGUGUCGUUGCGAGCCCGGUCGGCCCCGACGGUGCACCGCGACCGCGGGAGGCGGAGGUGCGGGUGGGGAAGCAGCGGUUCACCCCGCAGCCGGGCGAGUGCGUGACGCGCGUGCUGGACGCGCUCGUUGUGAAGGAAGACGAGGCGCUGCUGCUAACGGCGCUGCAGUCGUACGCGGAGGUGGACGAGAAGAGCGGGGCGGAGAUGCAACGCGAGGGCGGCUCUCGCUGGCUCGUGCCGGGGCCUCGGCAGUACGUCCCGCCCAUCUACGCGCGAGUGGUGGAGCGCCGACACGUCAUCAAGCUGGAGGAAAACAGCGGCGUGUACGUGCGCAACGUCUUCUCGGGCCAGGUGCGGUCAGUCUUCGGCCGCCCGUUUAUGCUCAGCGCAGAGGAGGAGUUGUGGGCGCGGCCGAUCAGCGCGUACGUGCGUCGUUUGCACGCCCAGCCGCGGCAGUCGCUGCGUGUGGACGACAUGUCCGCGGACGAAAUCGCAGAGGCGGCGGUGGAGGAGGGGCGUGCAAACAUUCGCCGCACCGCUGACCUUUUGAGUGGCGCCUACACUGCUGUGAGAGUGGAGAGUAACGCGAAUCCUGCUACUACUAUUACUGCUACGAGUGCUGCUGGGGCCGGAGCAGCACCACACUCGAAUCACGAAGACGAAGACGUGAGUGACGAAGAGGAUGGGGCGCAGUGCGGCGGCGACGGCUCUACGGGCAACGCGAGCCACAACAGCAGUCCCAGCGCCGCGGUGGACCCGUACGCGUCCACGCUGGACAUUUUGAAGAUCGCCGAGCAGAACGCCCACCCGAGCUGCCAGUCCAGCGACAUCGCGCAGUACUACGUGAUCAGCGCGAAUGUGGAGCACAACACACUGAUGCGGCUCUACGACACGAGCACUGGCCGCAGUCGCGUCGUUGCGGGGCCGGCGACGGUGUACCUCGAGCCGCACGAGCACUUUACCCCGUUGUCCCUCUCAGGCGGUCGCCCAAAGGAACCUCAUCAAAUACACGCUUUAAGCCUGUACUUGGGCCCCGAUUACAUGGCAGACACCAUCGAAGUCGAGACACGCGACCACGCACGACUGCGUCUGCACCUGGCGUACAACUGGGAGUUCGAUGGCGUAGAGGCGGGCAGCAAGAUAGGGGUGGACGCGCAGCUGGCCUUCACAAUUCCUGACUUUGUCGGGCAGGCCUGCAAAGCGCUCGCCAGCCGCGUGCGGUCCGUCGUUGCAGGGCAGACGUUCGAAUUUUUCCACUGCAACUCGUCGACGCUGAUCCGACAGGCCAUCUUCACCUCCGCCACGGACGGGUCUACGGUGGUGCAGAACGACUCGCUCCUCUUCCGGGCGAACGGGCUCCGCAUCACGACCGUCGAUGUGCAGAGCGUCGAGCCGGUCGACACGAAGACGCGCAUCGCGCUGACGAAGAGCGUGCAGCUGGCGGUGGAGAUCAUCACGAAAUCGCAAGAGAGCGACGCCUCGCAUCAGGCGGCUCUCUUAGAGCAGGAGGCGAAAGGCGCGCUGGAGCUGCAGAUCAUGCGGGAUCGCGCGAAGGCCGAAGAGCAGCGGACGGCGUUGCUGAAGGUGAUUGGCAACAACACGGUGCUGGAGCAGGCUGGGGCAAGUCGGGCGCAGGCUCUAGCAGAGAGCGAAGCGCGCCUGGCCGAGGCGCAGGGCGAAGUGGAAGCCACGCCAAUCCGCUGCACCGCGCACUCAGUCGGCAUGGACGCGGAGCUGGAGGUGCUGCGGCAGCGCGCGGAGCUUGACCUGGCACACCGCGAGUCGAUGAACAAGCUCGCCAUCGAGAAGAUGCGUCGGCUGGCGGAUAUUGAGGCGACCAAGUACGAAACGAUCAUGAACGCGCUGGGGAAGGAGACGCUGAUAGCGAUUGCAAAUGCGGGACCUGAGCUGAAGGCGCAGCUGCUGGGUGCGUUGGGUCUGCAGGGUUUUGUGGUGACGGACGGCUGCACGCCCAUCAACAUGCUGAACUUUGCUGAUCAGAUCGCCUCUCGCUCAGCAGCUGCAUAG